Messenger RNA from Iphiclides podalirius (scarce swallowtail), 954 nucleotides. NCBI's taxonomy places the organism in Eukaryota, Metazoa, Arthropoda, Insecta, Lepidoptera, Papilionidae. The record is from the annotation of a GenBank genome assembly.
AUGAAUAACAUAAUAUCAUGGACCGCUGAAGACGAAGCCAUCAUUGCAACUAAUACCGAUGCAACAGAAUGCAAGCGGUGUGCUGUUGAUUUAGGGUAUUGGAAAGAUGAUUACAUUAUAUAUUUUGCAAAACAUGUUGAUAGAAAGGCACCCGAAAUCAAUCGAGGCUACUAUGCCAGAGUGAAGGCUAUGGAAAUGUUUAUACAUCAGUUUUUGGAGCGGUGCGGAACUAAAUGCCAAAUAAUUAAUUUAGGAUGUGGUUUUGACACUCUUUACUGGAGAUUAAAAGAUACAACACAAGCAGUUGGAAAUUUUAUUGAAUUAGAUUUCCCAUCAGUUACUGCAAAGAAGUGUCAUAUUAUCAAAAGGAAUAAACAACUACUUGAAAAAAUUUGUAAUGAAGACGGGGAGGUGGUGAUCCGGUCGGGCGACCUGCACUCGGACGGGUACCACCUGCUGGGCUGCGACCUACGCUGCCUGGGCGAGGUGCGGCGCAAGCUGGCGGCGGGCGGCGCGGCGGCCGAGGCGCCCACGCUGCUGCUGGCCGAGUGCGUGCUGGUGUACUUGCGGCCGGACGCGGCGCAGGCGCUGCUGGAGCACCUGGCCGCCGCCUUCCCGCGCUGCGUGCUGCUGAUGUACGAGCAGUGCAACCUGGGCGACAAGUUCGGCGAGAUGAUGGUGCGCAACCUGAGCGCGCGCGGCUGCGCGCUGGCGGGGGAGCGCCACUGCCGCGCGCCGGCCGCGCAGGCCGAGCGGCUGCGGCGGCUGGGCUUCGAGGCGGCGCGCAGCUGGGACAUGGACACCGUGUGGCGCGCGCUGCCCGACGACGACCGCGCGCGCGUCGAGGCGCUCGAGAUGCUGGACGAGCGCGAGCUGCUGCAGCAGCUCAACGCGCACUACGCGCUCACCGUGGCCACGCGCGGCGACCUCUUCGCCGACCUCGACCUCAACGCC